Molecule: messenger RNA, 258 nt
Organism: Leptosia nina
Lineage: Eukaryota; Metazoa; Arthropoda; Insecta; Lepidoptera; Pieridae
Source: the annotation of a GenBank genome assembly
AUGGAAGUUAUCCGUCCACCCGAUCGGCGAGUCGGUGCCUACGUAAAUACGCAUCCGGGCUACGUCACGGGCCCGGCUAAUUGCGGAACGACCGAAUCCGCGCGGGAGCUGAGUCAGCGGCGAAAGCGGUCGGGACGCCGGAGCGAGCCUCCGCAGCGUCCGCGUCGCGCCAUUUUCACGCGCACGUGGGCGCGCGAACCUCGCGCCAUUAACGCGGCCGUCGUGAAUGAACGGCCGCGGGAGGCUGCCGUCCAUUGA